Fomitopsis serialis is the source of this 576-nucleotide messenger RNA. RefSeq lists its product as uncharacterized. The transcript is spliced from 3 exons. The coding region runs from base 1 to 576 and encodes 191 amino acids. Lineage: Eukaryota; Fungi; Basidiomycota; Agaricomycetes; Polyporales; Fomitopsidaceae. The record is from RefSeq and is a predicted model, not a curated record.
AUGCGUCGCGAGGAGUACAGAUACAGCCUCCAACGCGGCUCAGUGCAAGAACGUAAACAAGGUGGGGGCGAGUCCAGGGCAGAUGCGGAGAAGAUCUGGAAAGGCAUGGAGAGUCAUGUCUUCGAUGGUCGCAGCGACAAACCUACAUCCGGAAGACAUCUCACCUCGACCUGGUUCAAGGUAAACCAGAAGUCUGAGAAGAUGGUCAUCAACACACAGACGUCGCUUGCAACAGUCCCCUUUGGACUGAAGCAGAAGAAAAUAAAGACGCUGUUCAUCGAUGACAAAAGGACGGGGCUCGUCAACAACAAGGAGCAAGAGUUCACUGGCAAGUACACCAGGGACACAGUCGCGCGGAUGUGCACAGACGCAAUCGAGAAGUCGCUGGAGGAGAGCAAGUCCAAGACCUCUUUGCUUGCAGGGGACAACGCCUACGCCGUGAGAUCCUUCGACGGAGGGCCGAACGUCUGCGUUACCGUUAACAAGGACAGCUGUUUUCCGCAGUCGGUCAACCCCACAACGAAGCAGCCCGGGGAGAAAUGCGGAGGUUGUAGGAUGCGGAGCGUGUUCGCGUAG